Molecule: messenger RNA, 1467 nt
Organism: Pyrenophora tritici-repentis Pt-1C-BFP
Lineage: Eukaryota; Fungi; Ascomycota; Dothideomycetes; Pleosporales; Pleosporaceae
Source: RefSeq, a predicted model, not a curated record
AUGUUACGACUCUUCAAUCUUAUCGCUAUUGAACAAGGAGCCUAUCAAUGGUUCAAAUUUAAUGUCGCCACACUAAAUAGAUUAAGCAUCAACAGCACACAAAGCAAGAUAAGCACGAGUUUUUCCCGGACAGUCAAUAUGGAUCAAGCUAAAUAUCGUAAUUUAGAGGUUUACGAUCUAGUUUGCGUCGGGUUUGGGCCGGCAUCUCUUUCAAUCGCCAUUGCCCUAGAUGAUAGGCACAAAGAGCGAAAAUCUUCAGAUGCACAUGCAGUUCCACCGAAGGUCCUGUUUCUUGAGAAGAAGUUGGCUUUCGGCUGGCAUACUGGAAUGCUGUUGGAAGAUUCGAGGAUGCAAAUCUCCUUCAUAAAAGACCUGGUGACCUUGCGGAACCCCAAGAGCCCUUUUACCUUUAUGAAUUACCUGCACACUCAUAGCAGGCUAGCGGAUUUUGCCAACUUAAACACUUUUUCCCCAUUCCGGUCCGAAUUCGGGGAUUACCUAAGAUGGUGUGCUGCUCAUUUCAUCGACGAUGCAGCAUAUGGUCAGGAGGUUUUACAAGUCAUACCGGAGGAUGCUGAAGGAGAUAAUCCUGUGCGUCACUUUAUUGUCAAGAGCCGUAAUGUUGUUACUGGCCUUAUCACGUACCGGAAGACGAGACGCGUUGUUAUUGCAACAGGUGCACGACCACAUUUGCCGGAUCAUUAUCCAAAACACCAUCCGAGAGUAGUACACUCCUCCGAGUUCCUACAUCGGGUUCCCGGAAUACUUGAAGGAAUACAACGUCCCAGGAUAGCUGUAGUCGGAUCGGGCCAAAGCGCUGCUGAGAUUUUCGACUAUCUUCGUGGGAACUGUCCUGUCUCCACAGUCAACCUCUUGAUCCGAGGCCAACAUCUCAGACCCAGUGAUGAUUCUCCUUUCGUCAACGAAAUUUUCAAUGCGUCCAAAGUAGACGAAGUCUACCACCGAAGCCUUGGAGUUCGCUCUAGGACAAUACUAGAUGAUAAGAACACAAACUAUGGCGUUGUAAGAGUCAAACUUCUCGAGCGAAUCUACGAGUCGCUCUAUAGAGAACGCCUGGGUGGCAAUCCUGCAAAGAAACCAAUGCAUCAGAUCUUGAAUUUCCGGUCAGUUGUUGCUGUGAAUAAGGCAACUCCGGAUUCAGAAAGCCUAUGCCUUACUAUCCAAAUACUACCUGGCUCCUGCGAGUCCAAGCAGGAUCUAACAACAAUGGAAGUUGACUUGUUAAUUGCUGCAACUGGUUACAAGCAUGGCUAUCCAGAUGACAUCCUCGACGGAUGUGCCAGCCUUAUUUCGGAUGAAAAAGGGGGAUGGAGGGUGGACAGAGAUUACCGUCUAAUGUUUGACGAGGGAAAAGUUUCUCGGGGCGCUGGCAUAUGGUUGCAAGGUUGUAAUGAAGCAACUCAUGGAAACAGCAAAAAGGCCGACCUACUCGCUGUUGUAGCUUGA